Zerene cesonia (dogface butterfly) is the source of this 3121-nucleotide messenger RNA. RefSeq names its product glycogen-binding subunit 76A (gene Gbs-76A). Gene Ontology annotation, molecular function: glycogen binding; protein phosphatase 1 binding. NCBI's taxonomy places the organism in Eukaryota, Metazoa, Arthropoda, Insecta, Lepidoptera, Pieridae. The record is from RefSeq and is a predicted model, not a curated record. Bases 336 to 2015 code for a protein of 559 amino acids. Gene Ontology annotation, cellular component: protein phosphatase type 1 complex. The transcript is spliced from 2 exons. Gene Ontology annotation, biological process: regulation of glycogen biosynthetic process.
AGUGUAAACAAAAGUAAAUAAACUAUAAUAAAAAUGUCGAUUAGAUGUCUAGAAUUGGAGUUGCAGUGCGCGGGCUGGCUGCGUUUGGGGCGGACCGGUGUGCGAUACAUUCGGAUUCUCGGCGAUCGGCCAUUCUGUAACCGCGCGUGCGAUGGGCGGCCGCGCUUGACGCUACACAGUAUAUAUUUAUAAUCUACCCACAACCGCCUGCAAUUUUAUAUUAUGCUCAAGUAAUAGUGCAGAUUUUCAAACGGUUAAACGUGACAAUAAUUCUAAGUGGGACAAUAAAGGACAAUAGUGAUAGUGUAUGGACCUAUGUGAACAUUACAAACUUCAUGAGUUCACCAGAAAUUAAAAUGUCAUUGGAGCAUCAAAUACCGGUGUUGAUGAAAAAGACGCAGAUGAGUGGUGAUCGCGCCGGUUCCCAGUGCGGCCUGACAUCGCUACUGCCCAUGUCUUGUCGCGGACGCGCUGCGGCGUUUGCACGCGACCUACACUCAAGACUUCGCAACCUUGGCGCCGCGCAAGAUGGAGAAUGUGAGAACACCUGGCUCACGCAUGACAACGGCACACACCGACCAUCCACAUCUACACAACGUGAUCUCGAUACUUUCUACGAUUUUGAGUUGGAGUGCGAGAGCCCCUCAAGCCCCGUAGAUGAUGAUGAAGCCCCUUUCCCUCAACGACUUUCAGAAGACACCGAACCGCCUUAUUACGACGUCAACAGUGACGAACUCAAGGAACAAACUAAAUUAAUGUUAAAGCAACCCGAUAAUGGUAAAAAUGGAUUUAAAUUCUCAACAGCUUUUUACACAGAAUCGCCUAUUAAAAUGCAGCCAACGCCUAAAGAAAACGGGCAUGCAGAUAAACCCUUAUACUCUCCAAUAACGUUUGAAGGUUGUGCACGACAUAAUAGUUACGAUGAAAUAGAUUGCUCCAUAUCACCUAUAACCCUCGGGGAAAAUGGCAGGAUACACUUACCUAAUCACAUAAGUUCUACCGUUGAUAGCGAUUCUGAAUUCGAAUCUGCUAAAAGUGAACCUUCUGAUGCAGUUGAAGAUGAUUUUCAAAAUGAAAAAUGUUUAGAAAACGACAUUCAUGCUGAUGUAGAAAACUUAUCACUCAUUGAUGUAGAGCUACCAGAUGAAGAAACUACAAUUGAAACAAAAGAGAUAUUGGAACCUGAAAGUAAAGUAAACGAUGGAAUUAUUCAGGACGAAGCAGACAUAUCCGAAUUAUGUGUUAAUGAAAAAGAGCCUUCGCCUGCUGAAACUGAGCAAUCGCUUGUAAAUAAUGAGUCUCAAGUCGAUGAAGAAGCUGAAGAUGACAGACCACAGCGAGUACGUCGCUGUUCAUCAUUAAAAACUGGGAAAACUCCUCCUGGAACACCGGGACGUAAAAAAAUUGUUCGAUUUGCUGAUGUGCUGGGUUUAGACUUGGCAGAUGUAAAGACAUUUAUGGAUGAGAUUCCUGUAAUUCCGAAAUCUGCUUACGAUGAUCUCGCUGGAUGUGAUGUACAAAAUUCACCGCCAGUGCGACCAACUCCAAGACUUGGUGCUCUAACGUUGGUACCCCUGUUUCAAGUGCCUCACGACGUAACUGAUAAACUCGAAAGACAAAAUGUAUGCUUAGAAAGUGCAAGAGUAUCUGAUGGUGUUCAUGUUACAGUAUGUGGCUCAGUUCGGGUACGAAACUUAGACUUUCAUAAAACUGUCCACAUUCGUUAUACAAUGAAUCGAUGGAGAACUUACACGGACCUCCAAGCGACGUAUGUUCAGGGUUCAUGUGAUGGCUACUCUGACCGCUUCCAGUUUGUUUUAUACGCACCAUGUAUAGCUUCAGGACAGAGGUUGGAAAUUGCAGUGAGAUUUCAGUGUAAGGGACAGCAGUUUUGGGAUAAUAAUAGCGGAGCAAACUACUGUUUUGAUUGCUUAGCUUUGGGGGCAACACUAAAUCCACCUUCGCCCCCGGGCGCUCUUCACCCUACUCUGGACUGGCAUCCCUCCUUCUACUGAUGCGAUUUAGCUAGCUUGAAGCGUAUGAAAAUGAAUACGUCGAUGGAGUUACAGAGAACAUUGGUGGAGUGUCCGGCAGGUCCUGGUUCGACUGUGUGUAUGCAAGGCGGCUCGCAGGACGCCUGUUGCUAGUCACAUUCCUGUGCCUGCUUUCAUUGCUGUCGGUUCCUACACGAGAGAACUUGGCGUACUAAAUUAUUGAGGCUUCAGAUGUAAAGCAAUGUUGUGAUAUACUUUAGAUUAGGUGUAGAUACUAUGUAACGAGUGAACGACUCGUGAAGAGUGCCAUUUGCAAUAAUUAUCACUUAUUUUGAUGAUUUCUCAUUAUUCGUUGAUAGAUGUACGUCCGCAGGACAAUAAAACUCAAUUAUAAGCGUGAAGUCAGUUAUGGGAGAGUAAGGAUGACGCAUGCGAGCUGCCCUCAUGGUUCCUUUUAAUGUUUGUAUAUAGGUUGAGAGGUGAUUUUGAAAGAUUGAAAUAUUUUAUUAGAGUUUUAAGGAAACUGUUAGCCUUAUAAUAAGCAGUAUGUUGAAACAUCACUUAGAUAGACUGUCAUAAAUAAAAAGUAGGUAUUAAAAUAUUAAUCUAAAUAAGAGAUGGCAACGUGUCAUCUAUAUAAUAUAUUGUUAUUUUAAUAAAUGUUGAUUUGAGAUGUAACUCGUAAAUACAAUGUAUAAAUAAUGUUAAUUAAUCUCUGUAAAAAUGAUAUAUCAACUCUGUUUCAAUUUUGUAUGAUUUUAACUGAUAUACUGUUUUCUAUUUUUAUAAUAAACAAUAAAACAUCAAUCCAUGACAAAUAUACCUAAUUAUAUAACUUGAAAAAUAUUUUGUUUACUGAUAUUUUGAGAUUCUAUUUUAUAAAGAGACUAUUAGGGAUUAUGAAAUUAAAUUAUUAUUAUUAUAUUUAAGAAAUCAGCAAUAUUUAUUAGGAAUCAUUUUCAUAUUUGUACCUGAAUUCUGUAAUGCGGCCAUUUUAAUUUUUAUAUUUACAUUUAAAAAUUAAUAUGCCUUUGUACUGAUUUAUAAUUGAUUAUUGUAUUUUAAAUUAAUUAAUUGACAGUUGUUUUAUUGAUAAACAAUUCUAAUAAACGAAUGUGCAUAAUAUU